GCUAUUUCUCUUCAUCCCAAAGCUUUUAUAAAACACACUCAGAAUCUAAUCAAGUACAUCAGUAUUCUUGAGUUUUACCAUCAUUUGUAUAAUUGUUGUCGCAAAUAUUUAGACAUCAAUUUAAGGUCUAUCUAUCACCCAAACUAGCGCUAUCCAAUACCCAUUCUACCUGCCUACGAUUUCUCGAAAAUCAGCAAUCGCUUCAAAAAUUUAGGAAAUUAAGCUUGACAUGGCUUUUCGUGGAGGUAGAGGAGGUUCUAGAGGAGGUGGGAUAAAGGGAGCAACGUGGGAGCACGAUGCCACCUUAAAACUAGAUUUUACACCAAAUGAUGACUAUCCUGUGCGUCACACUCUCCAGCUCCUUUUGAAGCCUUGCACAUUUACUAACACACAUAUAUCCAGCGCCAUCCCAAUCUUAAACGUCCUUCACCUCUCACACCCCAAGAACGAACGCAAGUAAAAUACUACCGCACGCUUCGCGACAAAAUCCACCGCGGGCCCCUCUACACUCAUUCCUCUAAGAGAGAUACCGAAACGCCAGCAAAAACAUUUGGAGAAAAGCAAUUCAAUGAGCAAUAUGGCCGACAAACCAAAGCGGAUUUCGAUCCAUUCCUCGGAGUCGAAACAUACAGCAUGAAAUACCAACGAAAGAAGCGAGCUAUACCAUUAGUGAGCGGGAUGAAUUUUACCAAGGAGUUUUAUCCCAAGGAGUUAUGGUCAGUUUUAGAUGGAGAAGAAGAAGCAAAGGUUGCGAAGGAUAAUGCGGCAUUAGCCGCAAUGGGCGAUGAAGAUCCAUCGGAGAGGACCAAAGCUUUAUUGGCGAAGAUUGAGAGGGCGACGGGAGUAGAAGGUGCGGAGGGAGAGGAGGAUGAGGGAGAGGAAGAAAUUGAGGAAGAACAGGAUAAUGAUUAUGAGGAUGAUGAGGAAGAUAUGGGUGGUGAUUAUGAUGCGGAGCAAUACUUUGAGAAUGGUGAGGAUGAUGAUGACGAUGGUGGAGAUGGAGGUGGUGGAGAUGAUUAUUAAUUAGGGGGGAAUGUUUGGAUACUGUAUUUUCAAUUUGAGGCGAGGAGUUUGGGAACUGGGGUGCUUACAUGAAAGCCUUUUCAUACGGAGGGUCUCGGAGGUUACAUCUACCAGAUUGUAUGAGUGUAAGGAUAUACAAAAAGAAUAAGAUUCACGUACAAAAGUAUUGGUACGAAAACUCGCUCAUCCUAC
Messenger RNA from Sclerotinia trifoliorum, 1215 nucleotides. The record is from the annotation of a GenBank genome assembly. Lineage: Eukaryota; Fungi; Ascomycota; Leotiomycetes; Helotiales; Sclerotiniaceae.